Amaranthus tricolor (Joseph's coat) is the source of this 2521-nucleotide messenger RNA. RefSeq lists its product as uncharacterized. The record is from RefSeq and is a predicted model, not a curated record. The transcript has 9 exons. Lineage: Eukaryota; Viridiplantae; Streptophyta; Magnoliopsida; Caryophyllales; Amaranthaceae. The coding region runs from base 233 to 2179 and encodes 648 amino acids. Gene Ontology annotation, cellular component: integrator complex. Gene Ontology annotation, biological process: snRNA 3'-end processing.
UCGUUAUUACUCCAAUCUUCUUCCACUGGGAGGAAAUUGGAAAACCAAAUUUUAUUUUUAAAUAAAGGCGAGAAUUAAGUUUGGAAAGAGGAAAUUCUACUAAUUUCAUAAUUUACUCUCAUAUUCAUCGGGUUCUCCAAUUGUUGGAGCAACAAAUUCUAUAAAGCUAUAAUACAUUGUUCUGCGUAAGAGUAGAUUUUAUAGAAGUCUGAGGCAACACUAAAAGACUAGAAUGGAAAAGAUUUCCGCUGCUUGUGCUAUGAGUUGGAGCAUUGAGCUCGAGAUAAGCCUUCGUUCAAGAAAGCCUGGUAAGGCUAUUGGUUCAAUAAACAUGAUUUGUCAUACAGAAAUUCCUUGCUUGACUUUGUCCUCUUCUUAUGUUUUGGAGGCUGGCGUAGAACUUGUAAGAAUUACUUCAGAAGAGGAUAUUUUGGCCACUAUGUUGGUAUCUCUUGCAAAACUUUCUUCAAAAGCACCGAUUUUGAUUUUGGAGCAGGUAGACAUGCUUAAUUCAUUUCUGGCUCAGAGAACAAGUUUGCGCUUACUAGCUACAAAUUUGUUCCAAAUGCUUGAUGAAUUGAAUAUGCCUUCUGCUUUGCAAGAUGAUGUAUUGCAGCUGCUGCUGAAGAUGCUUGAUAAUGGGUUACCUGAUAUGCUUUUCAAUGACAUUGAUGACUUCAUGAAGCUAUUGAGAUAUGUUGAGGAUGCGACUUGCUUUUUGAUAGUUUCUACAAAAAUCUUAGCUUUUCAAAUUUUGGUAAGUGUAUCUAUUAAGCUCAAGGGAAAAGAUGACCAAAUAUUGGAGGUUAAUUUUGUUGCUUUUACGACUAAAGUUGUCUCAACUAUCAGUGAUCAGAUAACUUUGUUGGUGAAACUAGUACGAGGUGGUACCUCUAGAUGUGAAGCUGAGCAAGAAUUGGGAAGCAUGCUCAAGCUUCUACUUAUACUGGUUCAGAAUCAUCAAGAAUUGGAAUGUAGGAGCAAUACAAAAUUGUCCUAUACAUGUGUUUAUGACUUAAUCUACAGAUUUUUGGUGGCCUUCCUUGACACUCUGGAUGGUUUUGGUUCUACCACUACUGAAAUAGUUGACAAAUUUAAGCAGUUGGUAUCCUUUGUUUGUGAUAGCUGUUUUUUCGAUUGCUCUACCCACACAUUCUUUGCCCUUCUUCUGCAUUCUCUUCUCAACUGGAGCUUUUUACCAUCUGAGAACCAGUCUAGCAAUUCCGUGCAAGGAAUGAGAGGAUCUUAUAACUUUCCAGAAGAUGAAGCACUUAUUCACAGAUGCGCAAAAAAUAUGCUCUUGGGUGGAGAUAAUUGGUGUGCCUAUAAAGCUGGAAGAUAUGCUUGCUGUGAGGGAGAAUGGUGCAUGGCUAAUAUUAUUUUUCAACAUCUAGAAGCAAAGGCUCAAUCUGAUGUUUGUUGUCACUGGUUGAAAUUCUUAGUUCAGUUCACCCAUUUUGAGAAGAAAGUCAAGGUGCUGCUUCAGCAAUCGUCUCACUGUUCUAUUCUUGACCAUGUCUUGGUACCUUCAGCUAUGAGUAGCACUCCGAGUACUAUCUCUAAUGAAUACAUUAAAGCACUUGUCAGUGCUUUUGGUGACGUUUCUUCAUAUAAUAAGUUUUUGGAAGCCAUUUCUUUGCAAACACAGACCCUUUGUUUCCAAAGGUGGUUCUUGGCAUUGAGGCUGAAGGUUUUACUUGCAUUGCUGGAUGUACUUAAAGUCUUAAAUGUUUGUUUAGUUUCCAAAGUUGAUCUGGAAGGCCUUAAAAACACCGGUGGAAGUGAGUUUAUUGAUGUUCAACCUGUUUCUCAGAGGAUGGAAGACAUAAUUCCUUUUCUGAAUGGAAUAUCUGCAAAACUUGUGAGUGUUGCAGAAGAAUAUGAUUUAAUUUUCACAGCUUUUGUUGACUUAGAUUCAAAAAGCUUGAGAGUAAUAUCAGAUUUGGCAUAUAGUUGUUCACUGUUGGCUUUCUGCACAGAAUUAACUAGUUUGAUUUGCUCAGCUGUGUCUUCUGCUCUGACAGAUAAUUCAGACCAUCGCCAGAGUGCUAUUAUAAAAGAUUUAACUGUGCGUCUGUGGCACGUAGACUUUGAGACCUGUAUGGAUCUCAUGUCACUUUUAAACGGACAUGGGGGGCAUAAAAGUUCUUUGCAUUUGCUGCCUGGAUUUCAAAUAUAAAAAAUUGGCCGAAUCUCUGAACACAUACUUACAUUGUGUAGAUCUAGUAUGCGGCAGUUGGUUGGAUUGCUUAAUGAGUGUUCUAGUAUAAAAAAUGAAAACACAGUAUGCCAAGUAUACAAGGAUAGUAUGCAAAUUCUACUGAGUAUUACUGGAGCAUGGAUGCAUAUUCCAUUCCGGGUUCCAAAGUACUUCCGAUUAAGACCUACUAUUGGGGCUCUUCUUUUGUCUAAAGGUGCUGGUAGCAGUAGCCAGAAUGAAGCUUUUGUCUCGCAGGGAUCACACUUAGCAUUGAACUUGUGUAUUCAACUUCAUAAUGUGAAUUUAGAUGUCUGUUCGAGA